GCUGCCGCCGCCGCCUCCUACAAGGCGCAGGCCUCCGCCCCGCUGACGGCCGCGUACCGGGCCCAGGCCUCCAGCGCCAUGGCGGCCUCCUACCCGGCGCAGCAGCCGUCCUCCGCCGCGCUGGCGGCCGCGUACCGAGCCCAGCCGGGCAGCGCCUACGACGGGCCGAGCCAGCUGGGGCAGCCGGCGGGCUCCUACCUGGGCCUGGCUCAGGCCGCCGCCGCCGCACCGCCCUACGAGCGCACCCGCCUGUCCCCGCCUCGCAGCGCCGUCUACGACGACCCGUACAAAAAAUCGUCCGCCCUGGCUAAAAGGUACGGCUCCGAGCGCCGCCUGUCCGACCUGGCCGAUUACCGGCGCUUAGCCGACUCGCCGCUGGGCUACCGCCGCUCGCCCACCAAGUCCCCGCUGGACUAUCGCCGGCUGCCGGACGCGCACGCCGAGUACGCCCGGUACUCGGGCGGGUACAACGACUACCUGCCCGCCGCCCGCGUCCACUCGGGCUACCAGCGCCGCCUGUGAGCCGCUCCCGGCGCACGGACUGGCCUUUUUUAGCUGCUUUUUUCGGUUUGUCGCUCUUUAUUUGAGUUUUUCUAGAGGGUUCCGCGGUUACGGCGCUCGGUGCCGGUUCGUAACCACCGAGGCUCUUUUUGUACCACGAGUCGCCCCGUUUUUGGGUGAAUUCCCCCCGUUUCCAGCGUCGUGCCCGGCGCGGUGCCGGGGUUUUUUAUGAUUGUAAAUAAACACUGGGGUCUGUUCGGUUCCC
Molecule: messenger RNA, 766 nt
Organism: Corapipo altera (White-ruffed manakin)
Lineage: Eukaryota; Metazoa; Chordata; Aves; Passeriformes; Pipridae
Product: RNA-binding protein 14-like
Exons: 2
Coding region: 79-522 (147 amino acids)
Source: RefSeq, a predicted model, not a curated record